AUGAACUCCCCCAGCGAUCGUGGGCCUCCUCUCGAACACCCCCAGCGAUCGUGGGGCCUCCACGAGCGCCCCCAGCGAUCGUGGGGCCUUCACGAACGCCCCCAGCGAUCGUGGGCCUCUUCGCAAACGCCCCCAGCGAUCGUGGGCCCCUCACGAACGCCCCCAGCGAUCGUGGGCCCCUCACGAACGCCCCUAGCGAUCGUGGGGCCUUCACAAACGCCCCCAGCGAUCGUGGGCCCCUCACGAACGCCCCCAGCGAUCGUGGGGCCCCCAGCGAUCGUGGGGCCCCUCACGAACGCCCCCAGCGAUCGUGGGGCCCCUCACGAACGCCCCCAGCGAUCGUGGGGCCCCUCACGAACGCCCCCAGCGAUCGUGAGGCCUUCACGAACGCCCCCAGCGGUCGUGGGGGCCUCACGAACCAGCACCAUGUUACCGCUCCUGACAGAUGAGGUCUCGUAA
Procambarus clarkii (red swamp crayfish) is the source of this 459-nucleotide messenger RNA. The record is from RefSeq and is a predicted model, not a curated record. NCBI's taxonomy places the organism in Eukaryota, Metazoa, Arthropoda, Malacostraca, Decapoda, Cambaridae.